Nematostella vectensis (starlet sea anemone) is the source of this 2375-nucleotide messenger RNA. RefSeq names its product ataxin-10. Bases 126 to 1622 code for a protein of 498 amino acids. The transcript has 13 exons. Gene Ontology annotation, biological process: neuron projection development. The record is from RefSeq and is a predicted model, not a curated record. Gene Ontology annotation, cellular component: cytosol. Lineage: Eukaryota; Metazoa; Cnidaria; Anthozoa; Actiniaria; Edwardsiidae.
UGAAUAAAUUAAAAAUAUUAUUCGAUACACGAACAUUUCGUCUGGUUUGUCCGUGCUCCACUGUUUUGCAGGACAGCGGUCUUUGCUUUUAUGCGCGUAGCAGGAUUUCCAACAAGAUAUUCAAGAUGGCGGCCGACACGAGGAAAAUCGAGCUGUGCCACAAAUUGGCCUAUUUUUUAGAAUCUAGUGUAAAAAGAGGAAAUGGAUGGAAAGAGAUAAAGGAUAUAUUGGAAAAGCUCAAGACCUGGACUAGAAAUCGCGACAACCGUGUAAAAGUAGAGGUAUCGGAUGUCAAACUGGCUAGUUCAGUUCUGUCAAGAAGCUUGUUAGUAAUAAAAGCUUACCAAGGUGCAGGUGAUGAUCUGGAAAAUCCUUGUCUCAGUUCAACUACUGAAGCCUUCCGCUUCCUCCGAAACACAGCUGCAGAAGUACCAGAAAACCAGAUAAUGAUUAUGGAUUGUGGAAUUGUGGAUCAGGUUUUAGAAAUUAUCACUGCUCUUUUGAAACCAAAAUACCAAGAAUCAACUAAGGAAGAUGGACAGUUUGUUAAAGAAUCCAUCAAAAGUGGUCUCCAGAUGAUUGGUAACCUUGUUGUCAAAAACAACAGAACUCAAGAGCAUGUUUGGAAGAAAUGCUUUCCCUCUUUUUUCAUGGAGUUGUUCUCCUCGGCAUGUUAUCAAGCACAGGAGGCCGUAUGCAUGGUGAUAUUCAAUUGUUUGUCAGAACAAACCAGGGCUCAACUUGUGGACAGCUAUGAGGGAAAUAAAGUCCUGUCUUAUGUGCUGCACUUGUGUGCGGAUCACAAGGAUCUAGAUUGGGGAUAUUUCAUCUUUGAUGAGCUUCAAAAGAAUGGACAAAUGCCUGACUUGUACCGAGGACUUGUGUUUGACCCUGGUGCCAGAAUAAUUCUUCUUGAUCUAAUUGGGGCCCAACUUUCAGGGGCUACCCCAAAAAUGAUGUCAGGGUUAGAUGGGAUGGCAAAUAUAUCUGCUGCUGGCUUCUCAGAGGAGUCCUUACUAUUCUUAUCAAGAGAGUUUGAAGAGAAUUGCAACAUCUGUAUUUUCCAAGAGCACAAGGAGGAUUCAGAAGCUGAACAUAUUCUUGAUGCUCUGGUAAUAUCUCGUCUCCUUAGACUUCUGUGCACCGUGUCUGGUCUGCACUCUUCGCCUUUACAAGAUCGGCCUGCUCUUCUCCAUGCAGCAAUAGAGCUUCUACACGAAACAAACAAAGAGGAAAACCGUGAAGCAUUCUGUCGAACCAGCCACGUGCCACAAGGUGCUGAUUCAGGUGACCUGAGCCCGAGUCAUGGGUUCAAGCGUGACUUGGUGCGACUUGUGGGUAACCUGUGUUACAGACAUCGUGUUAAUCAGGACAAGACGCGAGAGCUUGACGGGCUCCCAUUAAUACUGGACCACUGCAACGUAGACGACUACAACCCAUACAUUUGCCAAUGGGCAGUAUUUGCCCUAAGAAACCUACUCGAGAAUAACCAGGCGAAUCAACAACUGAUUGCUUCACUGGACAACCGAGGUCUGGCGAGCUCCGACCGGAUACGAGAGUUUGGCGUUACCGUCACAGAGACCCCUGAUGGUACGAUACGGAUAGCUCCUCUAAAAGAGUGAUGCCUCAAUGGACAACUGAGGUCUGGCGAGCUCCGACCGGAUACGAGAGUUUGGCGUUACCGUCACAGAGACCCCUGAUGGUACGAUACGGAUAGCUCCUCUAAAAGAGUGAUGCCUCAAUGAACAACCGAGGUCUGGGGAACUCCGAAAGCCUCCUAGAGUUUGGAUUACUACCACAGGAACCCCCUGACGUACGAUACCGAUAGCUCCACUAAAACCUUUUGCGAAAGAAUAAUGCCUCAAUGGACAAGCCAGGUCUGGGGAGCUCCGAAAGUCUCCGCGAGCUGGGCUUACUAACACAGGAACCCCCUGACGGUACGAUUUGGAUAGUUCGAGCAGUUCGUAUUGUAUACCGUCACCGCAACAAACAAAGAAAAAAAUGAGAGAUUGUUAAAAAAAAAAAAAAAAAUAUAUAGUAAAAAGGUUCAAAACGUUUUUAUUGUAAAAGUAUUUGGAUAUAAACAUGGUUUGCAUUUUAAGAAACAUGUGUUGCUAUGGUAGCAAAAUGUAUAUAUCUUUUACCUCUUGAUUAUUUUUCUUAACUACUUAGAAAUACUGGCUUCCUCAAAAGUUAUGCAAGGACAGAAUAUAGAAUAGAAUAUAGUCGUCAUACAUUAUUAUGCCUACAGCAAGUUGUCUCCUUGGAGUGAAAUGAAUGCAGAAUUUCCAUGUCUCAUUAUACCGUAAAAAAACUGAAUAGUCAUCAGAAAAAAAAGCAGAUGGCGAGGGCAUAAUAAAGACCAAUUUCCCUAA